Messenger RNA from Entrophospora sp. SA101, 775 nucleotides. NCBI's taxonomy places the organism in Eukaryota, Fungi, Glomeromycota, Glomeromycetes, Entrophosporales, Entrophosporaceae. The record is from the annotation of a GenBank genome assembly.
AUGAAUAAUGACACCGAAAGCAUAUCUUCCUCUUCCACCUCAUCAUCGUCUUCUUCUAGAGGUGCGUCUUAUUCUUCUACUGGUUCGUCAUCAUCAUCGAAAAGCUAUGAUUCAGAUAAUAGUGUUGAUAAAAGGAUGAAGGAGGAUAAGGGCGUGGAUGAUAUUAGAAUUGGUGGUGGUGAUGUUAGAACUCGCGACGAUAAAAAAAUUCCUGCCGCUGCUGCGGUUGAUAGAAGAAAAUAUUUUGAUGAUAUUGAUAAAAGAUUUGACGGUAGAGGUAGUGGAUAUGAUAGAAAAUAUGAUGGUGGUAGAAGAAUAGGUGAUAAAACAUACGAUGAUAAAAGUCACCAUGAUGAUAGAAGCGAUGAAUAUGAUAGAAGAUAUGAUGGUGAUAGAAGAAUGGGUGGUAAAACAUACGAUGAUAAAAGUCGUGAUGAUAGAAGUGGUAGAAGAUAUGAUGGUGAUAGAAGAACGGGUGAUAAAACAUACGAUGAUAAAAGUCGUGAUGAUAAAGAUGGUGCGUCUUAUUCUUCUACUGGUUCGUCAUCAUCAUCGAAAAGCUAUGAUUCAGAUAAUAGUGUUGAUAAAAGGAUGAAGGAGGAUAAGGGCGUGGAUGAUAUUAGAAUUGGUGGUGGUGAUGUUAGAACUCGCGACGAUAAAAAAAUUCCUGCCGCUGCUGCGGUUGAUAGAAGAAAAUAUUUUGAUGAUAUUGAUAAAAGAUUUGACGGUAGAGGUAGUGGAUAUGAUAGAAAAUAUGAUGGUGGUAGAAGAAUAG